AGAUAUCCAUUCAUUCCAAUUCACACUCAAUACUCCGUCAUCAACAGUCCCGUCACUUCUUUACCCGUCCCUAUCUCAACAUGUCGGCCCCUCAACAGCAACCCGCUCAGGACGGCCCCUUCAAGGCCGAUGAGUUCAGCGAGUGGCAGACACGCGCAAAGACAGCACUCAACAACCAGGCGUGGAACUCUGCCUCUCCCGAGGGAUCCCAGCCGUGGUUGAACAGCAUCUGGGGAUGUAUUACGCCCCCAAGCACCUGCCUUGUGACAUGCUGCUGCCCUUGCAUUACAUUCGGCAAAACCCAUCAUCGCCUACGACAUAACGGCGACAUGGCCGGAUACUCACCCGUCAACACUUCCUGCAUCCUCUUCUUCGCCUCCAGCUACGUCUGCCUCAACUGGGUCAUGAACGCGCUCCAGCUCCAGGAGAUCCGCGAGAAGCACAACCUCGAGGGAAGCUGCACCAAGGACCUCGCUUGCUCGUUCUGCUGCUUGGGAUGCUCGCUGUGCCAGGCGGAGAAGGAGACCGUGGCUCGUGCUGGGGAGAAGGGCGCCGUGGAUCAGCAGUACAAGGCUGAGCAGAUGGUUAUGCCUGGUGCGCAGAACUGAGAGAAUGGAGUGUGUGAGUGUGUGAGGAACGAAGGAUAGAGGGAGAUUGAGUGGUGGAAGUUGGGAUCAUUAUUAUACCCGCCUAAUUAAUUUUACAUCCGUGUAACUCCGAAAGCAAGUCCAGAAGAGUGCCAAAUAGCAUCGUGGAUCCCAGGCCUUUGACGCCGAUGCUUUCAAUUAUCAAACCAUUUGUUUCUCGCCACUGUGCCCAAUUUGAUGGCCCAUGAAAUUCGAUCGUCCAUCAGAUG
Molecule: messenger RNA, 856 nt
Organism: Aaosphaeria arxii CBS 175.79
Lineage: Eukaryota; Fungi; Ascomycota; Dothideomycetes; Pleosporales
Exons: 3
Coding region: 81-608 (175 amino acids)
Source: RefSeq, a predicted model, not a curated record